AAUGCAGCAAUCACCUUUCGAAAAUAUAUUCAAUAUAAUAGGCGGAAUAACAGAGGGCAACGAAAAGCCUAUGAAACACGGUUUCUAUAAUGCCUUCGCACUGUUUAUUCUAACCAUUUGUUGUGCAGCAGUCUAUGUAUUGUUUCUUAUACUAGAGCCUUUCUUCAAACCGUUAUUUUGGGCUUUACUAGUUGGUUCUAUACUCCACCCGUUUAAGUACAAAUUAUCAAAAAAAAUCAAAACAUGGUUUGAAAAUUUAAACAAAUCUAACACUUCAGUGAUUGUUGGUUUAAUAGUUAUUCCUGUGAAUGUUGUAAACUCUGUGUCUGACACAGUUGGUCAUCAAUUCAGAGAGCACUAUAAAACUGUGAUUGGGUUACUGUCUGCAAUUUAUAUACUACCAUGGCUGUACAACUCUGUACCGAGAAGCUUUUCUUGCAUAUUUUGGCAGACCACCAGCUUCAUCAGUUUUUCAACCACAAUGCUCAUUAAUUUGUGUACUUCAUAUAUAACUCUCACAAUAGCCAUGGCAUAUUUCAUAAGUGUGUAUGUUAUGUGGACCCCACAAAGAGCAGGCGUCUUUAGAUUCACUGCUCAGCUUUUUUGGCUGAUCAUCACUUGUUUUAUUGCUAGUCUAACAGGCUCUAUCCAAGUGUAUACAUUUGUGUUUCUACAAAUUGUUUGCAUUGUUGGCUUUGCCCUGGAAAUAUUAGAUGUUCAUAAACGGAUGCUAGCCAAAGACCCAGAAGCUUCAAUGAUAGUUGCAAUACACAAUGUUAUCACUAAUGGAGACCAUAAAGAAACCACAGUGCCUGAAGAAAAGCCUAUAGAGGUGUCAGAGUCUACCAACGAACAAGAGUCAACCCCUGAGAAAGACUCUCCAACAACACCUGACAGCAUUACGAAAAGAGGGAGCUGGACUGGAAAUGAACCCAUACAAAGUUCACCAAGGCAUGCGAAAAUGUUGUACAAGACCAGAACACUUUCUGCUUUGCCAUUAUCAAGUACAAAGACAAAAACUGCUUUCGAAAAUCGCCUCAUUGCCUCGUUCAAGCAGCGAUCACUAGACGAAAACUACAUGAGAAACAACUUCGAUAAUGAUGAAGAAACAGCGUUGUAUUUCAAACUUUUGUUCUUUGGUUGCUUUUGUAUGCUUGUUUGGAAACAUAUUUGGUUAUUACCAGUGAUGCUGUUCUUUUUAUCUAUUCAUGUUCUGAAGAAAUUGUUAGACUAUUUUGGUGUUUGGUUGUUCUUUGAAAACCAUUACAAUAACAUCAUGAGCAGAAUUAAGAAGUGGUGGGGAGACAGGCAGUCCGCUUUAGUUCCGGCCCACAUUCGCGGCAUUGGCAAGAUUGCAUCAAUAUGCAACAGCAGGAUCAUUGAUAUUGCCUAUGACUCUGUAGACACCGUUUCCAGCUGCAUCGUCAUUCUGGGCCUUAUACUGUUCCUCACAGUGGCUAUUAUAUUUAUUUGUAUACAGAUUUACUCAGAAGCGAUUGUGGUGGUUCAGCUAAGCGGUAGUCUGUUAAAUAGUACUUUCGUACAAAAUAGUGAAUUGCAUGCAUACCUGCCUGAAGGUUGGGAAGAGAAACUGGACUCGCUCAUAGACAAUGCAUAUACUUAUGGACGAGAAGGCAUUUCCACUGGGGUGAAAAGCAUUCUCAAAGAAGGGGAUCCCGAGAAAGUGAGUCGUGUGGAACAACAGAUGCUGGAGAUAUGGGAUCGUGUGUACCAAAGCUGGGUGUCUGGACACUUUGCUUCUAGUACCGGACCUCAAGUCGAUGGCACCGCCGUACAGGACUCCUGGGAUAACUUUGUUAAUAAUGUUUCUAAUACACCAGGAAUAUUCGAUUUUUCGGGUAUAGUAGCUUGGGUGCAAGCUAAUGUGGGCACAUUGAGCGCUAUAGCAACGAGUGUGUGGGCUCCGCUAGCUAGCAACAUGUCGCUACUGGCUGGCUCCGUUGGCGCUUUCACAUCACUAUUGCUAUGCGGCGGUGGCGCCAUCAUCAACAUGUUUAUCAACCUGAUCGUAUUUUUCACUACUCUUUUUUACUUGCUGGCGUCGAGUAACGCCCUCUACAAACCAGUUGAAGUGAUAACUCAAAUACAACCCAACUUUGGACCGCGGCUCGGCAUAGCACUAUCGGUUGCUAUAAAUCAGGUAUUCAGAGCUUCGUUUAAAAUGGCCCUUUUUUAUGGUCUGUGGACUUGGUUGGUGCAUAACUUCUUUGGGGCGAAAGUUGUCUACCUACCGUCGGUUUUAGCUGCGGUGUUAGGGGCGGCUCCGUUCCUCGGUCCGUACCUGGCGGGUCUGCCGGCGGCCCUGGAUGUGUGGCUGCAGGGCCGGCCCAUGUCUGCCCUAUUGUUGCCCAUAGCGCAAGCAGCGCCCAUCGCCUUCCUCGAUGCCGCUGUCUAUGCUGAGAUCAAAGACGGUGGGCACCCAUACGUGACGGGGCUGGCUAUAGCGGGCGGAAUAUUCUAUCUAGGCCCUGAGGGUGCUAUAUUGGGGCCGCUGCUUUUGUGCUGCCUCAUGGUGGUACUCAAUCUCUCCUCCACCUUCCUGAGAGACACGCCUUCUGAAGAAAGAGCAGCCCUACACUCGCGCGUCAGGUAAACACACAAACAAAAACGAUAGACACCUGCAUUUCUCAACUAUUCGAAAUCGUGUUUUAAAUUUUUAUUUAUUUCGAGCAUAAAAACCAAUUUUGACAUCUGUUGAUACUUUAAAGAACAUUUAGAGUAUUGCAACUGAAUAUCAACACGAGAAACGUCUAUUAAGAGUCAUUUGAAGACAAUGUAUUUCACAAAAAGCAAAAGUUUGAAUAAUUGAACCAUUUCCAAUCAAUGUUUUCUAUAUUUCUCAAAACAGUUUGAUUUUCAGUAGACAGCACUGUAUUUUCUAUUAAUUACG
Molecule: messenger RNA, 2911 nt
Organism: Diatraea saccharalis (sugarcane borer)
Lineage: Eukaryota; Metazoa; Arthropoda; Insecta; Lepidoptera; Crambidae
Source: the annotation of a GenBank genome assembly